This is a messenger RNA of Clonostachys byssicola, 1128 nucleotides long. NCBI's taxonomy places the organism in Eukaryota, Fungi, Ascomycota, Sordariomycetes, Hypocreales, Bionectriaceae. The record is from the annotation of a GenBank genome assembly.
AUGGCUCUUAAAAUAUCUCUACUUGCCCUUGCGGUACUAGCCCGACUGGCAUCUGCCGCUCCGGCUUCCAGCUCAUCCACGGAAGCCGAGGCAGGAUUACGUCUAGUGAAAACCUCAGAGGAUGAUCCUGGCCAGUGGGUCAGCGAAGAGGCCAAAUUCGAACUCUUCACUUCAAAGGGCCUUGGAUUCAUCGAUAUUACAGACAUCAAAGACGCCGAAGUCCUUGCGGCCCUGUCGACCAAGCCUGCGAACUCGGCUGGGGUUCAAGCAGUCGAAUACCCAUCCGCAUUAGCACACAUCGAGGAGGCGAAUGCCCUGAUUGAUAGCUCGAGUACCGACGGUCCAAAGGAGUGGCUUGAGCAUCUUGCGUCAUACCGAACCCGACAUUACCAGUCUCCGACCGGCAAGGAGGCUUCUGACUGGCUGUUUGCGAAAGUUACUGAGAUCGCAUCUGCCAACACGGCCAUCACCGUGGAGAAGUUUGAGCACUCGUUCGACCAGCCGUCUAUCAUUGCCCGCCUUCCAGGAAAAAGCGAUGAGCUUGUAAUCCUCGGGGCCCAUUAUGACUCCACCUCUGGCAAUGCCACCAGUGUGUCCCCUGGUGCUGAUGACAAUGCGUCAGGCAGUGUUGUAGUUCUCGAGUCCCUUCGAGUCUUCGCCCAAGCUGGUUUCGCCCCAGAGAACACACUCGAGUUCCACUGGUACGGCGGUGAAGAAGGCGGUCUUUUGGGUUCAGCCGACGUGUACAAGGCGUACAAGAAUCAGAACAAGACUGUGGUAUCCUUUGUGAACCAGGACAUGGCUGGCUACUCGGCGAGUGGGACUGCCGCCAUUGUCGAGGAUUACACAGACCCGGGUCUGAAUGCGUUUGUGAGAAUCCUCGCGACCCAAUACCAGACCGGCGAGCCUCUUGAGCCCAAUGCCUUCUCGUGCGGAUAUGGAUGCUCUGAUCAUGCCUCUGCAACUGCCAAUGGAUUCCCUUCGGCCUUGCUUUUCGAAGACUUCGAUCCAAACACCAGCCCAUACAUCCACACACCUAAUGAUGCCCCAAAUACCAUCAUGUGGCCAACAGUUCAACGACAUUUCCACUUUGCCAUUGGCUAUCUAGUCGAAGCCUCAUACAUCUAG